GCGGGAGAUGGCGGCGGCUGGUUGCGGUGACGGCGAGGGCCGGCGGCUGCCGCCCCGCUCGCUCACAGAACCGACGCUGCACACCGUGGAGAUGCACACGGGCGGCGAACCGUUGCGGGUCAUCCCGCGGUUGGAAGCGAUGGAAGAAGCGGCGGCGGCCGGGAUGUCGCUGCUGGCGCUGCGGCGGCACAUGGCGGCCACGCAGGAUCACGUGCGGCGGGCGCUGAUGCACGAGCCGCGGGGCCACGGCGGCAUGUACGGGGCCGUGGUGGUGCGCGGCGGGGCGGCCGCCGACGGUGCCGACCUGGCGGUGAUCUUCCUGCACGGCUCCGGCUACAGCGCCAUGUGCGGCCAUGCCGUGCUGGCCCUCGGCCGCUUCGCCCUCGACUUCGGGUUGGUGGCAGCCCCGCAGCGCCCAGAGACCGCCGUGCGCCUGCGCUGCCCCUGCGGCCCCGUCACCGCCUUCGUGCCCUGGGAUGGGUGUCACAGCGGUAACCCCGUCCGCUUCCACAGCGUGCCUGCCUUUGCCGCUGCCACCGACGUGGCCAUCGAUGUCCCAGGUCGUGGCAGGGUGGUGGUUGACAUCAGCUACGGUGGCACUUUCUAUGCCUUUCUCAGCGCGGAGCAGCUGGGCCUCGACGUGUGCUCCUCAAAGACCAGAGACCUCGUUAGCGCAGCCAGCGCGGUGACGGAGGCAGUGAAGGAGCAGUUCAAGCUGCAUCACCCUGAGAGUGAAGACCUGGCUUUCAUCUAUGGCACCAUUCUGACAGAUGGGAAGGAUGCCUUCAGCGAGGAGCCCACCACCAACAUCUGUGUGUUUGCAGAUGAACAGGUGGACCGAAGCCCAACAGGCUCUGGCGUGACAGCUCGCAUUGCCCUGCAGUACCAUAAGGGACUCAUCCAGCUGAACCAGAGCAGGACCUUUCGGAGCAGCACCACAGGGUCCUUGUUCACAGGGAAGGCAGUAAAGGAAGCCAGGUUCAGGGACUACAACGCCGUUGUGGUGGAAGUCUCAGGGGAAGCCUUUUAUACCGGCACGGCCACCUUCACUGUGGAAGAGGAGGACCCGCUGAAGCACGGGUUCUCCUUCAAGUGACCCGAGGCACUGCACUGUCUCAGUCACUGAUGCUCCUCCUGCCCGUGCACUGCUCUGCUUCUCCCUGUGGCCCGGCGCAGUGUGCAGAGCAGCUGGACCGACCUUGGCUGCUGCCGUAACAGCUACUGCUGUCCUUGAGGAUGACAGGUGUUCCUCUGCAGUGCUUGCUGGGAGCUUGCUUAGGAGAUCUGUCUUCAAAUUUCUGUGCCUUAUUUACAUUUUCAGAUUAUUCAGAUUCCUAUUAAAUGCCAGCUGAAAACA
Messenger RNA from Lagopus leucura (white-tailed ptarmigan), 1357 nucleotides. RefSeq names its product trans-L-3-hydroxyproline dehydratase (gene L3HYPDH). Bases 8 to 1096 code for a protein of 362 amino acids. The record is from RefSeq and is a predicted model, not a curated record. The transcript has 5 exons. Gene Ontology annotation, molecular function: hydro-lyase activity. NCBI's taxonomy places the organism in Eukaryota, Metazoa, Chordata, Aves, Galliformes, Phasianidae.